This is a messenger RNA of Perkinsus marinus ATCC 50983, 1144 nucleotides long. RefSeq lists its product as hypothetical. The transcript has 6 exons. The record is from RefSeq and is a predicted model, not a curated record. Bases 1 to 666 code for a protein of 221 amino acids. Gene Ontology annotation, cellular component: membrane; endomembrane system. NCBI's taxonomy places the organism in Eukaryota, Perkinsozoa, Perkinsida, Perkinsidae.
AUGCUUUACUACAGUUCCUCUCUACCAUACUGGAUAGCCUUUGUAAGCGUAUUUGGUGCAGUACUUGUGUGGUACCUUACUCGGGAGCAAACUCCCGUUGCUAUUCCCGAACCCUAUAAGGACUCCCAAGGCCGACUGGUAUAUUCCAUAGCCGCAUUGCAGCGCUUUGAUGGUCGUAAUAAUGAUGAUAAAAAAAUGUACAUGGGCCUGAAGGGGAAGGUUUAUGAUGUCACCAAGAGCCCUAUGCUGGGUGUCCCUGGCGAGCAUUAUGCCAAGAUCUGGGCUGGCAAGGAUUGCACCGUGUCCAUGUGCCUGCUCUCGUUGAAGGCCGAAGAUGCCAAUCGCACAGAUUGGGAUGCGAUCCAGAAGGAGAAGCCGCAGUAUAGGAAAGCCCUGCUCUCUUGGGUUAAGCAUUUCCAUGACAAAUACCCUGUAGUUGGCUAUGUUGAGGAAUAUAUUACGGAUGGCAGGGACCUUGAGGCUGAGGACAAACAGGAUUGGAUCGAGAUAGAGGAAAUCGAGAAGGCCAAGGCUGCGGAAAAAGCAGCGAUUCUUGAGAAGAACAGAAAAGAAGCUGCUGCUAAGAAAACAGCGGCUAAUGAUCUCAAUGAUGGUGGCUAUAUGGUGCUCCUCUGUACUGCGAGUGGUAUGCUGGUUAGUUUAUGAUGGAAAGGUUGAGACAUACCCAGCUGGUUAGUAAGAACCGAGCCAAGUGCUGGAGAGCUCAGUUCGGUCUAUGCAGAGGGGAAGUCGGCGUCCUUCCUACGACUGUUGUGGUGAUGCUGGGCCGAGGUAGUGUAGUCGUACUACGCCUUUUCAAUGGAGAGGGUUCGGUUACUACAGCUAAAGGAUCACAGUUAUGUUACUGCUCGACUGCUCUUGAUCGAUGAAUAUAUGUGGGGGAAUUUGUUCACCGUAGUUGUUGAUUCCUCGACAUUCCUUCACUCACCAUCCUUACAGUGAAUAACAGUAUUUAUAUUGUUCUCUGUAUUUCCCAGCUCGAUAGUGUUUCACGUAAUUUGUCUUACGCUGGUUGCUUCCGCUUCACUCGAUGUGGUUGGCCUCAAUGAGCUCCCUAUAGCGGUAGACUGGGCUUGUUGCAGUAGUAACCAGAGGACCCAGUAUAUCGGGCGGCGUAUUUUCA